CAGAUUUCAUUCCGACAUAAAUCCUCUCCGGAAGCGGAUCGGCGUUAGGACCCAGCUGCAGCAGAGGUACAGUAGCGAACAUCUGUCUCCUCUGUAUGAACUGCGCCUGGACUCCAGUCUGAAGACACACAUGCAGCAGCAGCCUGGCUCUCGGCUCGCUGAGGACCGGACCGGACCGGGAUGUGGGACGAGGCGUCCGGACCAUGACAGAAAGUGGAGCGAGACGCACUAAACCGCAGCGAUAAGACAUCAAAAUGAAGACCCCGGUGCGCCAUGGGGUAGCCGUGCUCCUCGUGCUUCUCCUGUGUGCCAGCCUGUUCCUGGUGUACAACGGGAGCUUCAAUGGUGCUUCCAGGGACACCAAUGACACGCGCAUCCGACAGCACGAACAGCUGCAGCGACUCCCCGAAGCCCCAGCCAGUGUGGCAAAGCCUCACCUGCCGGUCCUCCAGGGAUACAGUGGCAUCAUCGACCAUAAGCCUCUCAGGAUGCACUGCCAAACUUGCUCCCUGGUGACCAGCUCUGGUCACCUCAUCGGUGGAGGCCGGGGUCGAGAGAUUGACCGGGCGGAGUGUGUCAUCCGCAUGAAUGAUGCGCCCACCGCCGGCGCUUUUGCUCGUGACGUCGGCUGCCGCACCUCCCUGCGGGUCAUUGCUCACUCCAGCAUGCAGCGCGUCCUGCGUAGCCGCCAUGAGCUGCUCAACGCUAGCCAGGACUCAGUGUUCAUCUUCUGGGGGCCCAGCAACUACAUGAGGCAUGACGGGAAGGGGCUGGUGUACAACAACCUGAGGCUGAUGAACCAGGUGCUGCCCAAACUCCGAGUCUACAUCAUCUCCUGGCAGAAGAUGCUGCAGUUUGAUGAUUUGUUCAAGAAGGAGACAGGCAAGGACAGGAAGAUUUCCAACUCCUGGCUGAGCACCGGCUGGUUCACGAUGACCAUCGCUCUGGAGCUGUGUGAUAGGAUCAACGUGUAUGGCAUGGUGGCCCCUGACUUCUGCAGGGAGCCCCAGCACCAAUCUGUCCCUUAUCACUACUACGAGCCACGCGGCCCGGAUGAGUGUGCCAUGUACAUUUCCCACGAGCGCGGCAGGCGUGGCAGCCACCACCGCUUCAUCACGGAGAAGCGGGUAUUUGCCAACUGGGCACGGACGUUUGACAUCCACUUCUAUCAGCCCGACUGGAGCCCCCCGCCGCUGCCAGCCAACCGGACGCUGGAGGGGACGGCCCCUGCUGCUCCCCAGAAGACGUGACUGGAUUUUGGGGUUGAAGAAAAGCUUCAGACAUGGAUGGAUCUGUGGUGAACACUGGUGCUGAGGGGACCACUGGACACCAGUCACCAAAGGAGUGAUCCAGUUUGAGAACAUCGUUAAGAGAUGAAAGGAUCAUCAAACACUUCCCUGAAGCGUGUGUGUGUGUGUGCGUGCGUGUGUGUGUGUGUGUGUGUUCACCAGAAGGAUCACAGAUCACUGGUGUUAGGUUUCCCUGUCAGAUGAAAGGUUCGUGCAGGAUUCACAAACCAUUCAAGCACCUGAAAAUGCAUCAGGGUAGUCUAGAAAACAACGUAGGCUGAAAACAAACGAAGGUGUUACAUGUGACUGUUGCAAAGUGUGAAUCAUUAUUUAAAUGUCAAAAUAGUCUGCAGUUUCUAAAGACUGUGUAGGUCAGCUUGGAUGGGAAUCUGUAAACCCUCGUCUCAUGCAACAAAAGGCUCAAUCUCUGUCAAAGCAGCUAAAUAAAUCACUCCCUUGGCUUUCGUUUACUCUGCCUGUGAGAUGUGUGCACAACGAGCUCAUCCAAAUCAAACUUUGCUCUGCAGCACAUCCGGGAUGAUUGGCAGGUGUGUAACUGUCUCUGGGAUGUUUUAUCUUGUGUGUGCGCUUCUUUCCAUCCUGUACGUUUAUAUUAUAAGUCUUUGUUGGCUCCUGUCAGCAGCUAAUAGUGCAAUUUAUUUAACUACAAUGUAAAAGCUCAGCCAUGUCACAGAAGACAAGUGUGAGAUGAAGAUCGAGAGCUGGAGAGCAGCAGCGGCAUCCAUCUACCAUAUUCAUCUGCUGCUUCUACUGUGAGCCUGAAUCACCUCUUGGAGAAGUGACACAGUUUAGAAAAAUACAGUAUUUUUUUUUUGUUAACUUGAGCGUGCGAUCUGUCACUCUCUUGCUCUGGAUUGUAUUUCAUGAGCUGCAUGUGAACCUUUCCUCUCGGUUCUCCUCUACUUCAUGAAUAAAAACCAGGUGUCAGUCAGGAAAAAGUGAUGAGACACACAGUUAUUUUAAUGAUACAUGCUGUUACUAAGUCCCUAUCGAUUUUUCCACAUCCUUGCAACAUGAGUAAUGGGACAGCAGACGCUGUAGGUCAAAUACAUGAGUGCUCUCUCCACAGCUUCCUGUUUCACUCUACACGAUUACCUCUAAAACGUUGUAAACAGCUGCAGGUGCCGACACUAAACCACAACAAAGACGUGUUUUUACUACCAACCAUGUGAUUGCUAUUUAAAUCUGACUAAAUCACUUAGAAGUAUAGUUAUCAGUUAGUGGAAUUACAGUCAGGUCCAUAAAUAUUGGGACAUCGACACAAUGCUAAUAUUUUGGCUCUAUACACAAUCACAAUGGAUAUCAAAUGAAACGAACAAGAUGUGCUUUAACUGCAGACUGUCAGCUUAUAUUUGAGGGUAUUUACAUCCAAAUCAGGUGAACGAUGUAGGAAUUACUACAGUUUGCAUAUGUGCCUCCCACUUGGUAAGGGACCAAAAGUAAUGGGACAAUUGGCUUCUCAGCUGUUCCAUGGAAGAAGAAGAAAAUAUCAUUUCUAUAGCACCUCUCAAGAUAAAAAUCACGAGGCGCUUCACAAAAACAAAAACUGUAAAAAUAUAAAAGAGAAUUUAGAAAAUGUUAAAAAAUAGGCAAUUGUGAUUUAAAAAAUGUUAAGAAAGAGAGAGAGUGAACAGGAAAGAGGGAAAUCAGUGGAUCCUGAGGAAGGUGGAAUAGGUGGGGAGAGCAGAAUAAAGAGAGAGUGGUGAAGAAGGUCAUACAAAAGCCAGCUUGAACAAGUGAGUCUUCAGCUGCUUUUUAAAGGAGACCACUGAGUCCACUCAGGCUCAGGGGAGGGAGUUCCAGAGUCUGGGGGCCACAGCAGCAAAUGAUCUGUCACCUUUGGUCUUUAGCCUGGUGCUGCACAACCAGUAGGCUUUGAUCACUGGACCUCAGGGACCUGCUGGGGGUGUAGGGACUAAGAAGAUCACCAAUGUAUGAUGGUGCUUGUCCAUGUAAGGCCCUAUAGACCAGAACCAGGAUGUUGAAAUGAACCCUGAAGUUGACUGGCAGCCAGUGAAGCUGGAGGAGAAGCGGAGUGAUGUGGCCAGGUGUGUGUUAUUCUCUCAUUAUCCCAGUUACAAUGAGCAGAUAAAAGGUCCAGAGUUAAUUUCAAGUCUGCUAUUUGCAUUUGGAAUCUGUUGCUGUCAACUGUCAAGAUGAGAUCCAAAGAGCUGUCACUAUCAGUGAAGCAAGCCAUCAUUAGGCUGAAAAAACAAAAGAAACCUAUCAGAGAGAUAGCAAAAACUUUAGGCAUGGCCAAAACAACAGUUUGGAACAUUCUCAAAAAGAAGGAACGCACCGGUGAGCUCAGCAACACCAAAAGACCCGGAAGACCACACAAAACAACUGUGGUGGAUGACCGAAGAAUCCUUUCCCUGGUGAAGAAAACACCCUUCAAGUUGGCCAGACCAAGAACACUCUCCAGGAGGUAGGUGUAUCUGUGUCAAAGUCAACAAUCAAGAGAAGACUCCACCAGUGUGAAUACAGAGGGUUCACCACAAGAUGUAAACCAUUGGUGAGCCCCAAAAACAGGAAGGCCAGAUUAGAGUUUGCCAGACAACAUCUAAAAAAGCCUUCACAGUUCUGGAACAACAUCCUAUGGACAGAUGAGACCAAGAUCAACUUGUACCAGAGUGAUGGGAAGAGAAGAGUAUGGAGACGGAACGGAACUGUUCAUGAUCCUAAGCAUACCACCUCAUCAGUGAAGCAUGGUACUGGAAGUGUCAUGGUGUGGGCAUGUAUGCUGCCAGUGGAAAUGGUUCUAUUGUAUUUAAUGAUGAUGUGACUGCUGACAAAAGCAGCACGAUGAAUUCUGAAGUGUUUAGGGCAAUAUUUUCUGCUCAUAUUCAGCCAAAUGCCUCAGAACUCAUUAGGCAGCGCAUCACAGUGCAGAUGGACAAUGACCCAAAGCAUACUACAAAAGCAACCAAAGAGUUUUUGAGGGGAAAGAAGUGGACUGUUUUGCAAUGGCCAAGUCAGUCACCUGACCUGAAUCCGAUUGAGCAUGCAUUUCAUUUGCUGAAGACAAAACUGAAGGGAAAAUGCCCCAGGAAUAAGCAGGAACUGAAGACCGUUGCGGUAGAGGCCUGGCAGAGCAUCACCAGGGAUGAAACCCAACGUCUGGUGAUGUCUAUGUGUUCCAGACUUCAGGCUGUAAUUGACUGCAAAGGAUUUGCAACCAAGUAUUGAAAUGUAUAAGUUUGAUUUAUGGUUCUUAUUCUGUCCCAUUACUUUUGGUCCCUUAACAAGUGGGAGGCACAUAUGCAAACUGUUGUAAUUCCUACACCGUUCACCUGAUUUGGAUGUUUAUACCCUCAAAUAAAAGCUGACAGUCUGCAGUUAAAGCACAUCUUGUUCGUUUCAUUUGAUAUCCAUUGUGGUGGUGUAUAGAGCCCAAAAUGUUAGCAUUGUGUCGAUGUCCCAAUAUUUAUGGACCUGACUGUAUGUGGAGAGCUAAUGAGUAGUAAGUGUCUUACAUGCAGCAGGGAACCGUCAAUAGUCUGAGUUAAUCUGAUCAAAAACUUUAUUAAUAGCUCAAAUUAAUUGUGCAAACCUUUUUAGAUUAACUUCUAUAGAAAUGUGAAUGACUGGAAUCUUACCUGCUGUAGAUGGCUCUUUGAACAACCUCAGUUUGGAGAAAAAGAGAUGGUAACAGCUGGGCCAAAUCAAAGUGUGUCACCAUCUUAAACACAGUAAGAUAGCAUUGACAAACAUGAUGUAAAAAGAUGUCAAACAGCAAUAAAAAGACAAAGACAACAAAAUACAAUAAAGAUUUAAAGC
Molecule: messenger RNA, 5090 nt
Organism: Nothobranchius furzeri (turquoise killifish)
Lineage: Eukaryota; Metazoa; Chordata; Actinopteri; Cyprinodontiformes; Nothobranchiidae
Gene: st6galnac5a
Product: ST6 (alpha-N-acetyl-neuraminyl-2,3-beta-galactosyl-1,3)-N-acetylgalactosaminide alpha-2,6-sialyltransferase 5a
Biological process (GO): ganglioside biosynthetic process; oligosaccharide metabolic process
Molecular function (GO): alpha-N-acetylgalactosaminide alpha-2,6-sialyltransferase activity
Source: RefSeq, a predicted model, not a curated record